GGCUUAUUCCUGCUUCCCUUCUUCCUUCGUCGUCGUCCUCCUCCUCCUCCAUCCAGUCUCUCUCACUCACUCACAGAGGACUGUAGUUCCGUCUUCCCUCAUCCGCCAUGUCUCGAGGAACAGCCCGUCUAAUCAAGGAGGUGAAACAAUUCACUGAAUUUCAGUACAAGAUUUUCACCCGUCGUUAUGGCCAAACAGUCAUGGACAUUUUCGACUUCCCCAUUAAACUCGUCCUUUCCCCUUUCACCCUUGCUUUCGACAUUGCUGGCUCAGCUCCUCGUGGUUUCGGUAUACCCGAACUCAUUUCCAAGCUCUCCUAUUCUGCCAUCUUUGUUGUGGCUACUCUUGGAACUUAUGAUAUUGCUCUAGAGAUGGGAAAGAAAGUGAUAUGCCAAAGAGAUUGUAGGACCUGUUGCGGUUGGCGUGCAAUGCAGUGUACUAUGUGCAAAGGUUCGGGGAAGGUUCACUACCAAGUGAAAAACUACAAACUAAGGGGUGGAGAAAAACCAACUGCUGAACAUAUUGCAGAUGCCAUUGUAGAUAAUCGAGCUGAGUUGGUUCACCUUCCUUCAGGAAUAGAUCUUAAUGUGCCAUUGCCAUCAAAGGACUGUGUGAGCUGUGAUGGAACGGGUGUGAUGAAAUGUCCUGAGUGUGAUGGCAAGCUACCAUUUAAAAUCUCAGCAGAUGAUAUCAUGGAGCCUCCAUGGAAAGCAUACAACAUCAUGAAAAAGAUGGAUUAUCCUUAUGAGCAUAUUAUUCAUAGCAUGAAGGAUCCCAGUAUUGCUGCAUUCUGGUUACUUACUAUGCCCCAGAUGAUUGGAGGAUUUGAAUACGAUGAAGAAGUGAAACAGAAAAUUUGGUGGCAGUACAAGGAAUCAAUGAAGUAUGAUCAACUCAGAGAUGUUGUGGCACAGCGAAAACCAGGGUGGGAGCACUUGCAACAGGCAUUGAUCUCCAUUGAUCCUGAUCGGGCAAGGGAAGAUCCUGUUGUUGUGAAAAACGUUCCUUAUUACAACGCCAAGAAGGGACUAGAGUCCGAAGUCAUGAAGCUGGAUCCUCCUCCAAGGCCGAGUAAUUGGGGUUCUCAGGAGCUGAACCUUCCUCUAGAUAAAUCAUCCUGGAGCAAAGAAGAGCUUAAGGAUCCAAAUAGAUUAAAUGAAAUGACGGUUCUCCUCAAUGCCCAGCAAGAAAUGGCUGAUAAAGUUUUGGAUGCGCGUUGGGAAACAAAUUGGCGACAAGAGAAGUUGAAUGAGAUGUUGGAAGAGAAGCUAAGGCCUUACAUUGAAGAUAAUGCAGUUCUUCCCCGACCAAUAGUAAUGCAAUCGGAGAAGAAGAACGAGCAGGAUCAAAAGAGAAGAAGCAGGGGACGAAGAUGGUGGCCGUUCUAAUAACUUUUGCAGCCUUACAGGAGGAGGGUGAGCUUUACGUUGUACCCUGUUUGUUUGUGCCAUGUUUGAAUAUUACUAUUACAUUUUUCACACUAGUUGAUUGAUUUCAUCUAUCUCUGAGACAUCAUCUACUUUUACAUGUUUUUCUUUUAAGGUUAUUAAUGGAAAAACCU
Impatiens glandulifera is the source of this 1561-nucleotide messenger RNA. RefSeq lists its product as uncharacterized. The coding region runs from base 108 to 1388 and encodes 426 amino acids. The transcript has 11 exons. NCBI's taxonomy places the organism in Eukaryota, Viridiplantae, Streptophyta, Magnoliopsida, Ericales, Balsaminaceae. The record is from RefSeq and is a predicted model, not a curated record. Gene Ontology annotation, cellular component: chloroplast.